Messenger RNA from Ornithorhynchus anatinus (platypus), 2575 nucleotides. It is a transcript of the gene SERINC4, whose product is annotated as serine incorporator 4. Bases 551 to 2122 code for a protein of 523 amino acids. Lineage: Eukaryota; Metazoa; Chordata; Mammalia; Monotremata; Ornithorhynchidae. The transcript has 12 exons. Gene Ontology annotation, cellular component: membrane. The record is from RefSeq and is a predicted model, not a curated record.
CUUGGGCAAGUCGUUUGAGUUCUCUGGGUCUCGGGUACCUCAUCUGUAAAAUGGGGAUUAAGACUGUGAAACUCACGAGGGUCAUGGACGACGUCUAACCCUGUUUCUUGUAUCUACCCCAGCCCUUAGCACAGUGCCCGGCACAGAGUAAGUGCUUAAUGAAUGGCAUAAAAAAAGAUCACCCCAAUACACACACACACACACUGAGUCCCUUCAUACUCGUGUGCACAGGAAUUCCCUAACACACACACAAUCUCAGAAGUUUCCCCAUCCCCCUCCCUGCACAGGGCCAGAUGGCGGGAGGCUGAGCUGCCAAUCCCCUUAACAGCCCUGGCAGGAGAAGAUGGAGAAGUUGGGGGCUGGGGGUGAAGGAGGUUGGCUUGACCAUGCCUGGGCCAUAAGUUCAGCUGGUCAGACAGGAAAGGGAGCCGGGCCCCGCCCAGCUGGCCCAUCUGACCAGUGUCAGCCCUAGUCAGGUCAUGUUCGAUUCCUUUAGUGCCACAACUGCGACCCCUGGCCCCUGAAUCCGACCUCCCUGCAGUGUCCUGGAAUGGUGGGAGGUGAGGAGAAGGACAGAGGACCCCUGGACUCGGCCCCACGGCACAACUGGCCCAACCAAGUCCUGGCCGACGCCGAGGCCCAUCAGGACCCCCAGUCCAGGCUCUGCCCCCGCUCCCUGGCCCAGGCGUCCAGCUGCUGUGGCUCCUGGCCUGGCUCCUGCCCGCCUCACUGGCCGCAGCUCGGGGAGCCUGCCAGCAGCCGCCUGCUCUACACCCUGCUGCACGUCGGAGCUUCGGCCGCCUGUUGCCUCCUGCUGUCCAGCCCCUCGCUGGACGCUCUGGCCGAGAAGGUGCCCCUGCCCUGGGGCCUGUGUGCGCGCCUGUCCAGCCACCGGGACUGUGCGGCCCUGCGCGGCCCGGGGGCCGUGUACCGCGUGUGUGCGGGGACCGCCACCUUCUACCUGCUGCAGGCCACCCUGCUCCUCCACGUGCGCUCCCCGUACAGCACCCGCGCCCGCCUGCACCACGGGUUCUGGUUCCUGAAGUUCCUGCUCCUGCUGGGCCUCUGCGUGGCAGCUUUCUGGAUCCCGGAUGAACACCUUUUCCCAGCCUGGCACUAUGUGGGCAUCGGAGGUGGCUUCGCCUUUAUUCUGCUGCAACUGGUGCUCAUCACCGCUUUCGCCCACAGCUGGGACCGUAAUUGGAUGACAGGGGCGGCCCAGGACGGACGCUGGCUGCUGGCGGUGCUGCUGGCCACACUGGCAUUCUACUGCGUGGCGGUGGUGGGUGCCGGGCUGCUUUUCCGGCACUACACCCGCCCGGCCGGCUGCCUGCUCAACAAAGCCCUGCUGGGCCUGCACCUCGGCCUCUGCGGCCUGCUCUCCUGCCUCUCACUGGCCCCCUUCGUCCGGCGCAGGCAGCCUCGCUCUAGCCCUCUGCAGACCUCCAUCAUCAGCUGCUACAUCAUGUACCUGACCUUCUCGGCCCUGUCCAGCCGACCCCCGGAGCAGGUCCUGCUCGGGGGGCAGAACCGGACCAUGUGCCUGCCCAGCCUGGACUCCCCGGGACAACAAGCGCCAGGCACCUCUCUGGCCGUGCUGAGCGCUGGCAUCAUGUACACCUGCGUGCUCAUCGCCUGUAACGAGGCCUCCUACCUGGCAGAGGUGUUCGGGCCCCUGUGGAUGGUCAAAGUUUACAGCUACGAACUCCAGAAACCAUCGCUAUGCUUCUGCUGCCCUGACCGGGUGAACCUGAAGGAGGGAGGGCCGCCUGGGGGAGAGGAGGGACCGGUGCCUCCCGCAGCUCCACAGGGGCCUCCCGACAAGGCCCAGCGACUUCCUUACAGCUACUCGGCCUUCCACUUCGUCUUCUUCCUGGCCUCUCUCUACGUCAUGGUCUCUCUCACCGACUGGUUCAGUUACGAGGGGGCAGAAAUGGGCUCCACCUUUGUGAAGGGCAGCUGGGCCACGUUCUGGGUCAAGGUGGCCUCAUGCUGGGCCUGCAUCCUGCUCUACCUGGGCCUGCUGCUGGUUCCGCUCUGCAGGCCACUGGCCCGACCCCCGCGUCCCCGCCGCCGUCUCCGCCGUCUCCGCCACCGUCGCCUUCACCCGGUUUCUGCCUAACCUCUAACCGCCGCCUUCCGCCCCAGGGAGAGGUGGUGCCAGGGGUCAGGGAAGGGGGUCUGGGAGGCCCAGCCCCCUUGCAGGGUCUCCUAUCUCAGCCCCUCUGUCACUCUGACCCCCCCAGCUCCAACCCCUCCCCCGGCUUCCCGAAAGAUCAGAGCACCGGCAGAGGCUCUGUGCCCUUACUGCCCCUGUUCAGGGCUGCCUGUCUACCCCGACUCCCCUCCCCGGUCUAGCGCGUGGAGGAGGGGAAGAGAAGGGAUGGGGGAGUGGGGCAGGGGCUCAGCUUUCCCUGGCUGCUUAUGGCAGAAGGGAGCCGGGGUAGCCCUGUGACCACUCAGAGAGAGGCCUGGCAUCUGGGGCAGCGAGAAACCAGACCGGCUCUGUGAUCUGGCCGGAGGCGGGUCCCCGGAUCAUGUCCCACUCUAAAUAAAAGCAGCUUCUGACCCCCUU